UUCGUUUUUGUUUCUUCUCGUGUCGUAUUCCAUCGAUCUUAUUUUUUGGCCCAAAGAACUGAGAACUGUCAGGAAGAUAGGAAAUUGAUUGCUUCUUGAUAAGCUUAGCCAUGUCGAAAUUGUUCGAUUCGAUUGCAAUGAUAUUGACGCGGAAGUGCUGGAUUUUCUGCUAAAAAAUCUGUAUUCAAGAGGAAGAAUCAUCAGGGGAUUGGUUUCGAGAUGUUUGGAUUGGAUAGAUACAUGCAAAAGCUAUUACCUUUGACGACAAUACGUUCUUUUGGACCGGCGGGAGCUUCCAUUUCUUGCUCGUACAAUACAGAGAACGAUCCCCUCUUACCUUCUAUCCAACAGUUAACCGAUGCUCGUGUCAUCUAUAGUGUCUCUGCCGCAUUGGGUCAUAAUAAGGAAUCACAUCCCGAAUGCAGCGCCAGAGUUCCCGCAAUUGUUACUGCUCUUGAGAAGAGUGAGCUCACUCCAAAGUUCCGAAGCUCGGAGAUUCUUGAACUCAGAAACUUUAAGCCUGCAUCGAUAGAAGACAUUGCAAGUGUUCAUGAAAAGGCUUAUGUAUUAGGCCUGGAGAAGGCAAUGGAUCGGGUUUCAGAGAAGGGACUAGUUCUCAUUGAUGGUUCAGGGCCAACAUAUGCUACUCCUACGACAUUCCAAGAUUCGCUUAUUGCAGCAGGAGCAGGAAUCGCGUUAGUUGACUCAGUGAUCGCCGCAUCUAAGAUAAGCACGGAUCCUCCCACUGGUUUCGCUCUGGUAAGACCUCCGGGACACCAUGCAAUCCCAAAAGGUCCAAUGGGGUUUUGCGUGUUCGGAAAUGUGGCCAUUGCUGCUCGCCAUGCCCAACGGGUACACGGACUGAAGCGGAUUUUCAUUAUCGAUUUCGAUGUUCAUCACGGGAAUGGAACAAAUGAUGCAUUUUAUGAGGACCCUGAUAUAUUCUUUCUUUCAACUCAUCAGGAUGGAAGCUAUCCCGGGACAGGGAAAAUCGGCGACAUAGGCAAAGGAGACGGAGAAGGAGCCACUUUGAAUUUGCCUUUACCCGGAGGGUCAGGUGAUAUCGCCAUGAGAACUUUGUUCGAUGAUAUCAUCGUUCCAUGUGCUCAACGGUUCAAGCCAGAUAUGAUUCUCGUCUCCGCAGGGUACGACGCCCAUGUCCUGGAUCCAUUAGCAAAGCUGCAAUUCACGACAGGAACGUACUACGCGUUGGCGAAAAGCAUCAAACAGCUAGCCAAGGAACUGUGCGGAGGGCGCUGUGUGUUCUUCUUGGAAGGAGGCUACAACCUCCAAUCCCUUUCGCAAUCUGUUGCGGAUUCGUUCCGAGCAUUUCUCGGGGAGAAAAGCUUGGCCGCGGAAUUCGACAAUCCGGCUUACCUAUAUGAAGAACCGAUGACAAAGGUACAACAAGCAAUUCAGAGAGCAAAAAGUAUUCACUGCCUUUGACUAUGAUUUUCCCUUCAUGCUCUCAAUCUGUUUUUUUUUCUUUCUUUUUUGUGUAAUUCAUGAAAACCAUAUUCAGCUUUUACAUAACAUAUUUAGAGUUUGUUUUCCACAUUAUAAAACUGUUACCCAAACACAAAAACCGAUGAAACAGAAACACAAAGCAUUUGUUCA
Tarenaya hassleriana is the source of this 1617-nucleotide messenger RNA. Its product is annotated as histone deacetylase 14. The transcript is spliced from 9 exons. Lineage: Eukaryota; Viridiplantae; Streptophyta; Magnoliopsida; Brassicales; Cleomaceae. The record is from RefSeq and is a predicted model, not a curated record. The coding region runs from base 220 to 1446 and encodes 408 amino acids.